CUUCCGGUUUACACGAGAAUCGAUCACGUGAUCAUAGUGGUGGGAGACGGUGUGUAUAUCGAGCGAAUACGCCUUGCGUCAAAGUCUGAAAGCCACGAAGCUCGAUGUCAGUGCCAGCUGAGCGUUGAUACAGGCAAGAAUUCACGACGAGACCAUUUUGGAACGUGUGUCGCUCACACAGUGGUAUUCUAUCUAUAUAAGAGAGUAAUAAAUCGGAGCUUUUAGAGCUGUAACAAAUCAUGUUUACGAACAUUGACGAGUGUUAUAUUGAAAUUUUGCGGCUUGUGAAACAGGCUGGUUCGAUUAUCAAUGAAAAGAUUCAUCAACACAAAGAUGUACUCACAAAAUCAUGCGACGUCGAUUUAGUUACAGAAUGGGAUCAAAAGGUAGAAAAACUUUUAAUCAACGGAAUAUCAUCCAAGUAUCCUGAUCAUAAAUUUAUCGGCGAAGAAAGUACUGCCAUGGGCGAGAAGAUAGAACUAACAAAUGCGCCAACCUGGAUAAUCGAUCCGAUCGAUGGCACGAUGAAUUUUGUUCAUGGUUUACCGCACACGUGCAUAUCAAUUGCGUUACUUAUUAAUAAAACGACGGAAAUAGGAAUAAUAUAUAAUCCAGUUUUGGAGCAGCUUUUCACCGCUCGUAAGGGUCAGGGUGCAUUUCUUAAUGGUGCUCCGAUUCACGUGUCGGACAAAAAAGAAUUGCGUAAUUCACUGAUAAUGCUAGAAAUGGGAACGAGCAGAGAUCCGGAAAAAUUGGAAGUAAUAUUGCAAAAUAUAAGAAUCCUUACAGAACGUGCCCAUGGACUGCGAGCGCUUGGUUCAGCGGCUUUGAAUAUGUGUAUGGUAGCUCUUGGUGGUGCUGAUGUUUAUAUCGAAUUUGGUAUACACGCAUGGGAUAUUGCAGCCGGAGAUCUUAUUAUUCGAGAAGCAGGCGGUGUGUCGAUAGAUCCAGCAGGAGGUCCAUUUGAUGUAAUGAGUAGAAGAGCACUAUGUGCAUCAUCGAUUGAAGUAGCUCAAGAAAUGGCUAAAAUAUUAAUUCAAUAUUAUCCAGAACGAGAUUAAGAAGCUUCAAAAUUUUGUAUGAAAGAUGAGAACGAAUUUAUAUUUAUACAAAUGUCUAAUUGGAUAUAGGCAAAUAUUACUUCCUAAAAGUAAGAAAAGUAAAUUGAAGAUGUAUUAUAUAUAUAAAAAAUUGCAUA
Molecule: messenger RNA, 1198 nt
Organism: Camponotus floridanus (Florida carpenter ant)
Lineage: Eukaryota; Metazoa; Arthropoda; Insecta; Hymenoptera; Formicidae
Product: inositol monophosphatase 1
Exons: 6
Coding region: 240-1061 (273 amino acids)
Biological process (GO): signal transduction; inositol metabolic process; phosphatidylinositol phosphate biosynthetic process
Molecular function (GO): inositol monophosphate 1-phosphatase activity
Source: RefSeq, a predicted model, not a curated record